Messenger RNA from Abrus precatorius (Indian licorice), 1040 nucleotides. RefSeq names its product NAD(P)H-dependent 6'-deoxychalcone synthase-like. The transcript is spliced from 4 exons. Gene Ontology annotation, cellular component: cytosol. The record is from RefSeq and is a predicted model, not a curated record. Lineage: Eukaryota; Viridiplantae; Streptophyta; Magnoliopsida; Fabales; Fabaceae. The coding region runs from base 1 to 951 and encodes 316 amino acids. Gene Ontology annotation, molecular function: aldose reductase (NADPH) activity.
AUGGCACCUCUUGCAAUCCCUGAAGUAGUUCUUGGCUCUUCCUCUGGCCAAAGGAAAAUGCCUGUGAUUGGGCUUGGCACAGCUCCUGAAUCUGGCAGUAAAGUUAGCACAAAAGAUGCAGUGCUUGAAGCCAUUAAACAAGGUUACAGGCACUUCGAUGCUGCCUCUGCUUAUGGGGUGGAACAGGCCUUAGGAGAAGCCAUUGCACAAGCACUUCAACUUGGACUCAUUGCUUCCAGAGACCAACUCUUCAUCACUUCUAAAAUUUGGGUCACUGACAAUCAUCCUCAACUCAUUGUUCCUGCUCUAAAGAAAUCACUAAGCACACUUCAGCUAGAAUACUUAGACCUUUAUCUCAUCCACUGGCCCAUAGCUGCCAAACCAGGCAAGGUUACCUAUCCCGUUGAACAAUCAGAGCUUGUCCCAUUUGACAUCACGGGUGUUUGGGCAUCUAUGGAGGAGUGCCAAAGACUUGGCCUCACCAAAGCCAUUGGAGUCAGCAACUUCUCCAUCAAGAAGCUUCAAAAUUUGCUAUCUUUUGCUACAAUCCCUCCUGCAGUGAAUCAAGUUGAAAUAAAUCUUGGGUGGCAACAAGAGAAGCUCAGAGAAUUCUGCAAGGCAAAUGGUGUUACCUUAACAGCUUUCUCACCUCUGAGGAAAGGUGCCAGCAGAGGAACCAAUUUAGUGAUGGACAAUGAUGUUCUCAAGGAAUUGGCAGAGGCUCACUCCAAAACUGUUGCUCAGGUAUGUCUUCGAUGGAUAUAUGAGCAAGGGGUGACUUUUGUUGUCAAAAGCUACGACAAGGAAAGGAUGAAACAAAACUUGCAAAUCUUUGAUUGGUCAUUGACAGAGGAUGAUUACAAGAAAAUAAGUGAAAUCUACCAAGAGAGACUCAUCAAAGGACCAACGAAGCCUCUUCUGGAUGAUCUGUGGGAUGAGGAUCAGCAGUGAAUGAAAUUUCAAGUUCAGUACUGAAUGCUGCAUGCUUUGAAUAAAGGAAUAGUAUCUUCCUUGUAAUGAAGCAAAACGUGGCUUGGGAU